AUGCCAACCAACAAUGAGAGCAAGUAUAUAAAAGAAGUGUGGGCCGAGAAUCUUGAAGAGGAAAUGGCUGUUCUUCGAGAUCUAGUAGAACAGUAUCCUUUCCUUGCAAUGGACACGGAAUUUCCUGGUGUGGUUGCUAGACCCAUUGGGAGUUUUCGAACUAGUUCCGAUUAUCAUUAUCAAACCCUUCGUUGUAAUGUCGAUUUGCUUAAAAUCAUCCAGUUAGGAAUCACAUUUGCAGAUGAGAACGGAACUUUACCACCAGAUACCUGUACAUGGCAGUUUAAUUUUAAAUUCAAUUUGGGAGGUGAUAUGUAUGCACAAGAUUCCAUUGACUUAUUGACAAAAUCUGGUAUCGAUUUCAAGAAACAUGAAGAUUAUGGUAUAGAUGUAGAACACUUUGGUGAAUUGUUGAUAAGUUCUGGAUUUGUAUUGCUGGACGAUGUUAAAUGGAUAUCUUAUCAUAGUGGUUAUGAUUUUGGCUAUCUGCUUAAAGUGCUCACAUGUUCUCCUUUACCCGCCGAGGAAUCAGAGUUUUUUGACCUGUUGAGAACAUAUUUCCCCUGUAUAUAUGAUAUAAAGUUUCUUGUGAGAAGUUUUAAAAAUUUAAAAGGUGGUUUGCAGGAUAUUGCAGAUGAUUUACAGGUUACCCGAAUUGGUCCCCAACAUCAGGCAGGUAGUGAUAGUCUUUUGACAGCGACGACCUUUUUCAAAAUGCGUCAAACGUUUUUUAAUGACAAGAUUGAUGACACGAAAUAUCUUGGUUACCUAUAUGGAUUAGGUACAACAACGAAUGUUCCAAAUGUAAUGAUUGGAACGCCGCCAAUUUUAAACAAUAACGUUUCAAUCGUUAAUUCAAUAGUAAUAAUCAUAAUAGUCCCACUACCAACACUAUUUCUACCAACAUUAUCACAAUCAAUCCCUCCAACAAUUCAACCAGCAGCAAUUCUAACAAUACAACAACCACAAACACUAAUGGUACAUCAACUCCAAUAA
This is a messenger RNA of Funneliformis caledonium, 996 nucleotides long. NCBI's taxonomy places the organism in Eukaryota, Fungi, Glomeromycota, Glomeromycetes, Glomerales, Glomeraceae. The record is from the annotation of a GenBank genome assembly.